AUGGAAAUCUCCGAUCAAAAUUCUGACAUAAUCUAUCUCGGAGAAGAUGAGUUACCGAUAAACGAUGUCUGCAUAAACGAUGUAUCAUUUCACUUUGAAUGCAGAGGAAAUGACAUUCCCGGUACAUCACAACAACAAGUUAAUGUAGAACUGUUGGGAGAACAGUUUUAUGAUGGAGGGGAUGAAGAGGAUGAGGAAGAGGACAGGAUACCUUGGGAUCAUACACCCGAUGUCGUCUUGGCAAAAAUAGCAUCUUACUUGACGCAGUGGGAUAAAUCCGAGAUGUCACUGGUUUGCAAGAACUGGAAUCGAGUGAUUCUUGCGGCUCCACGGUUAUGGCGUCAUCGUAUCAUCAGACUCCGGGGAAACUUCAAAGACCGUUCCCAUGUCAUCUACGCGAGCAUCCUUGGUCGCUUUCUCAGCCGUCUGCAUCUAUCAAGUGGGCUAAGAAGCUUGCGUCAUGCAAGAAAAUUCCAGCGCACCUUCACUGCCAUCUUCGCCGAACUGUACCGCCAGAGGGUCCAACUGAAGGAACUCUCUCUGACAGAGCUGAAAUUUCAUGUCCAUUUUCGCGGGGUACCUGGAGGGCGAGCGCGUCAAGGGAUCAUUCGAUCAGCACGUCGCUUCCUGGGUAGGCAGGCGAAACUUCGCUACUUGGAUCUAAAUUACGGCGGUAUGACUUGCGAAGAAGGAACAGCGUUACUUCAAGCAGCAAGCGAGAAAUCAUCCAGAGUUCUCAAAGCCCUUGACAUCGAAGAACUGUUUCGUCCCGGAGCACCCGUCCACCAAAGUUCGGAAUUUGCAGAAACCUUACCGCGAUUUGUAAAUCUUGUGCAGUUGACCAUGAAUUACUCCGCUCUGUCGGACGAACUUCUGAGGAACCUAGCCCGGGAGAGCAACGGACUGUUGGAAUUCUUCCAUGUGAGGUGCAUUCGAGGAGAAAACCUCAACCACAUCGUAGGGACACCUGCUUGGAGGGCGUUCUCCGGAAGGAUGUCGAAAUGUCAACUAGAGUUUUCUCUGAUUGGGGUCAUUCGAUUAAACGACAUUCAGCGUGUUUUGACACCUCAGAUGCCACUUCAAAUAUUGAGUGUAGUAGGACACAACGAUGAUUCAUUUCAACCGGAUAGGACUCUGAAAUACAUCUCACGAUAUCUUAAUAACACAGUUGAAAAGGUAGUCAUUGACGUGACACCGUGCUACAAACUAUACGGCAGAGGCUUCAUCGACAUAAUUCGAGACAGCCCUCGACUCAGGCACUUGGAGGUUCGAGGUCGCAUUCGUUGGCAUGUCAUUCACGAUGUCUUCGAGUUUCUUGACAUCAACUUCGUCCGUCGCGGAGUUCGUCCGCCGUUAACCACAUUACGGAUGUUGGUUACGAGCACGCCGAUCGAGCCCUAUGAAGAAGAGGCGUUCGUCAUCGAAGAGUACCGUCCGGUGUUCUCGAGAUUCGAUCUUAUGUACGAGCUCGUGAUCGAACCCAUGUUUUUCCCUCUGCCGUUGGAAUUUCGUGAACCUCGUCGAGUGCACAACUAA
This is a messenger RNA of Lytechinus pictus (painted urchin), 1536 nucleotides long. Its product is annotated as F-box only protein 39-like. Gene Ontology annotation, molecular function: protein binding. The record is from RefSeq and is a predicted model, not a curated record. NCBI's taxonomy places the organism in Eukaryota, Metazoa, Echinodermata, Echinoidea, Temnopleuroida, Toxopneustidae. The coding region runs from base 1 to 1536 and encodes 511 amino acids. The transcript is spliced from 3 exons.